CUUGGCACCAUUUCCCACAAAUUAAUUUGGUAGGCUAGCUAGCUUGGAUAUAUAGAAUGAUGAAGAACAUGAUGAGCAGCGCUACUGUUCGUCCGUGGCUGAUGAUGAUGAUGAUAUCCAUAGUAACAUUAUUAUUCCAAGUGCAGCAGCUGGCCGGCGCUCAGCUGCAGCGGCAGGUGGCGGCGGUGUUCGUGCUGGGUGACUCGACGCUGGACGUCGGCAACAACAACUACCUCCCCGGCAAGGAUGUGUUCAGGGCCAACAAGCCGUACAACGGCAUCGACUACCCUGCCUCCAAGCCUACCGGUCGCUUCAGCAAUGGCUACAACGUCGCCGACUUCAUAGCAAUGAAGCUGGGGUUCAAGAAGAGCCCUCCGGCUUACCUGUCGCUGCUGCAGGGGCCUGCAGCUGCAGCCAAUCUCACUCUCGCCAUCAAAGCUCUCACCGGAGGCGUCAGCUUUGCUUCCGGAGGAGCCGGCGUUCUCGACUCCACUUACGCAGGGAAAUGCAUCCCGCUGUCGACGCAGCUGCGGAGCAUGGAGGCGACGAGGGCGGCCAUGGUGUCCAAGGUCGGCACCCGCGCCGUCGCCGCCCACCUCGCCCGCUCCUUCUUCCUCCUCGGCGUCGUCAACAACGACAUGUUCGUCUUCGCCACCGCCCAGCAGCAGCAGAACCGCUCCGCCACGCCGGCCGAAGUCGCCGCCUUCUACACCACCCUCAUCACCAAAUUCUCCGCCGCCCUCACGGAGCUGUACGAGAUGGGGGCGAGGAAGUUUGGCAUCAUCAACGUGGGGCUGGUCGGUUGCGUGCCGCUGGUGCGAGCGCAGAGCCCCACCGGCGCCUGCAGCGACGACCUCAACGGCCUCGCCGCCGGCUUCAACGACGCCCUCGCCUCCCUCCUCUCCGACCUCGCCGCGCGCCUUCCCGGCUUCGCCUACUCCAUCGCCGACGCCCACGCCGCCGGCCAGCUCGCGUUCGCCGACCCCGCGGCGUCCGGGUACACCAGCGUUGACGCCGCGUGCUGCGGGAGCGGGAGGCUGGGCGCGGAGGAGGACUGCCAGGUGGGCUCCACGCUCUGCGCCGACCGCGACAAGUGGGCCUUCUGGGACCGCGUCCACCCCUCGCAGAGGGCCACCAUGCUCAGCGCCGCGGCCUACCACGACGGCCCGGCCCAAUUAACCAAGCCCAUCAACUUCAAACAGCUCGCCCGCACCACUGCUUAAUUACGGACUACUACGUACUCUUAUUUUAUUUGUUAGUGUAUAUUCAGCUAGCAAAUUCAAUUCACUCAAUAUGAGAGCAUCGUAAUGUAAUAUAUAUUUGUUCAUGUAUGCAUAUGCGUUGAUUUUUCUUUUGGGGCGAAGCAGUGUGUACCAGGAAUGAACGUACACACAAAUUUUGAUUUUUUUUCUAAAGAAAUUGUGAUGUAAUUUUUUUUAGAAUUUGUGAUGUAUUUGGAGAUGAUCGAUUUGAGGAUUCGGAGAUAUCCUAUUAUGUGAUCUGUGAUAA
Molecule: messenger RNA, 1509 nt
Organism: Oryza sativa Japonica Group (Japanese rice)
Lineage: Eukaryota; Viridiplantae; Streptophyta; Magnoliopsida; Poales; Poaceae
Product: GDSL esterase/lipase At5g55050
Molecular function (GO): hydrolase activity, acting on ester bonds
Source: RefSeq, a predicted model, not a curated record